AGUAUGAUUCUUGACUACCUAUCAGAAUCCAGCUCCCUUCGAAACACUAUUACCCACAAUACUAAUCAAGAAAAAAAAUAUUUUUUUCUCUUCAGCUCACCACAUGCGGACUGAAUAUUACUCAGGUAAAAUGGUUGGCUGGUUCAAUGGUGCAGCCAACCUUGUCUCCUUCCAUGCCUAGGAAGUACUACUCCGAGUGAAAUGAGAGAGAAAUGAAAAAGGCACCAAGGAACAUUAAACCCAAGAUGGUAGCAAGCACGACCGACUUCCACCUGUGCGAGAUGGAUUUAAUCCCAGUUCCUGGAGCCAAAUUGGCCCCGCAAUCGAUCCAGUGAUGAAUACCUUUCCCUCUUUUGUUUGUUGGUGCGACCUAUGAGAUCACCGGAAUCCUCCCGUCACUUUGGAACGAACAUGGGACGCCGUGCUUUCUGGCUUUUCUUCCAAUUCUAUUUCCAUUCGACAGCAACAACUUGUACCUUAAUCCAGGGCUGCCGUUUGAGACCUUGCAGUCGCGCACUUACUUCGGCCAAUGUGUCGAAUUGUGCAAAGCUUAUCCCGAAGAUGUCGGUUACCUCUCCUUCAUAUAUUUCUACUUAUACUCCCUCCCUAGGUCCCUUGCAUGAAUCUACCAAGAAAUGAAUGCCAAUUAACCCGUCGUACCCUAAAUCUAUAGGUUAUACUCAAAAAAAAUGUCAAGUUUCACCCCAGAGUUCACCCGAAGCUUCGCACGAGAAACAUGGACUCUCUACGCAGUAGGGAUGCUGAGUGUUUGCCUGCGAUUUGUGGCCCGAAUACGUCGUUUAGGAAUCCGAAACCUCCAGAUGGACGAUUACUUGAUGGUCUUCGCGGUGGUUUGGUAUACAAUUCUAUGUGUUGCUCUGAACGAGGUCGUUAUCGUUGGGGGUUCGAACCUGAUGAGCGAAGAAGAUAGGCAAAACUUGACACCGGCCAUCAAAGCAGAUCGAGUGAAAGGAAGUAAAUGGGUCUUUGUGUCUGAGCAUUCAUUUGUCCUCUCAGUAUGGGCGAUGAAAGCUUGCAUGUUGGCCAUCUACGCACGUAUAACAGAUGGGCUACGGCAGAGGAAAUGGGUAAACUAUCUCGCCAUAUAUGUCGGCCUCGGUUUUAUUGGAUGCGAGUUGUCUCUCUUUUUGAUAUGCCGACCUUUAUCAAAUUACUGGGCCGUACCUACACCUAACUACCAAUGCUCGAGCUAUCAGUACUAUGAAAUCAUCCAAGGAUGUAUAUCGAUUUCCGCCGAUAUCUUCAUGCUCCUUAUUGGGCUUCCACUCCUUCUGCAAGUGCGCGUGCCUCUUAAGCAGAAGCUGAUCCUUGUGGUUAUCUUCGGCAUGGGUAUUUUCGUUAUUGUCGCAGCAAUCCUGACAAAAGUCUACUGUCUCGUCCCGUCGCUCAUCUCAUACGUCUACAUGAACUGGUACUUCCGGGAAGCAACAGUGGCUGUUCUUGUCACCAAUCUACCGCUCAUCUGGUCUCUCCUUCGCGAUGUGUUCCCCGCCCUCAAAAGCUGGACAGGGGGGUCCAAAAGAGCUACUGACUGGUAUCGUUCUGGCCCUUGGACUAGCAAAGCCUCGGGGUACGGCCGGCACUAUGGACCGGCGAGUCAACUACGCUCAGGCGAGUUUAGCAUGCAAGACUACAACCGAAGCACGAUCACCCCUCGCAAGCCGGCUUCUGACGUCAGCAUACAAGCGAGCGACAAUCGGGAUGUCAGUGACGAUGGCUCGGAGAGAGCCUUGAGAAUUCGACAGGACGUUACUGUCACGGUGGAGCGCGAGUCGCUGCCUCCCGAAUUCUGGGGAUCCCAUCAUGCCAAGACCCAAAGCCCAGACGGACUGCAUCAACCGCAGUCAUGAAACGAAACACACGAUUCUUGUCUCAACACCUCUAUAGAAUAAUUUUCGUUUGUAUAUAUUGGUAUGUUCUUCCGUCCCAUUUUCUGCCCAUGUGUUACUCCUUGGAAUGGAUUAUGUAUAUAUUCUCGUUCGUCAUAGUAGUUUAGAUACCUGCUUCUCUUCGUUAUGUCAUGUUAUGUACUGUACAUAAACAUAGACACUACUCCGAAAGGAGCAGCCGUCAGCGCACAUCGCUCACUGAUCAUCGGGGUGUGGGGGUCCGUCUUAGGAAAGUAUCAAAUACGACCAUGGUUCUAGAGUGGACAUUAUUGAUUUUUCGAGGGCUUACACGCAUAUACGGCUAUCCAUGUUUUUGACUAUAAGGGCAAAAACAAUUCAGAAUUGCGAUUCAGUGGCUAUGGAAUGAAAAGACUUGGUUCAUGCUUUACCCUCUUAUCGUUAUCUGUGAUGGACAUUUUUAACCGCAGAUCUCCC
Aspergillus alliaceus is the source of this 2345-nucleotide messenger RNA. RefSeq lists its product as uncharacterized. Bases 690 to 1871 code for a protein of 393 amino acids. The record is from RefSeq and is a predicted model, not a curated record. Lineage: Eukaryota; Fungi; Ascomycota; Eurotiomycetes; Eurotiales; Aspergillaceae. The transcript has 5 exons.